AUGUUUAAUAUAGAAUCCUACAUCUCACCUAUAUUACUGAGUUAUGUAGACAAAUAUGUCCGGGACUUCAAGCCAGCAGAUGCCCAAGUAUCUUUAUGGGGUGGUGGGGUCACAUUGCACAAUCUCGUGCUCAAGGCAGAUGUGCUACAGCAAGAGGUGUCCCUUCCCUUCACGUUGGUAUCAGGACGCAUACAUGAGCUCCUUAUACAAGUGCCAUGGACAAAGAUCAUGUCGGAGCCUAUUAUUGUUACCAUCAACACAAUAGAAUGUGUAUUGAGUUUAAAUCCUCCACCCGAGGAGACACCACCACAGGAAACACAAAGUGGAAGAUCUCAAGUGGUCGAAGCUCCCCCGGGAUACAUGCAAGCACUUAUCCGACGCAUCGUUAGCAAUAUAGCAGUUCGAGUCAACUCGCUGAUAGUGAAAUAUGUCCAGGAUGAUAUUGUGCUCUCCUUGAAUGUUAAGAAACUUUCCAUUGACAGUGUCGGUGUUAACUGGGAACCUGCAUUUGCUGAUAUUGAUCAAAGUCUGCCAGUAAUUAGGAGACUAGUCCGUCUUGAUGAUCUCACUCUAUGUCUGGAUAAGACAGAUUCUGACGGCAAGAUCAGAUUCUAUCAUGAGCCACUCCUGUAUCGUUGUCAACUGGAUUUAAGGGUAUUAACAAGACUUGUAUCAGCUAAUACUCGUCGAGCACAGAGUUUAAGCGUCCAGUUGCUCUCCAGCCGACUGGCGUGGGGGGUUAAUAGUGAACAACUAGUACUUCUACUACGUUUGUUAAGAGAAAGAACGCUUCUUGACACGAAGUCACCUCCACCUGGCCCUAAGCAAUCGAACGUACCAGCAGCACCGUUACAUGUAACAGCAUCAACAUCAGCGGAACCGGCUCGUACCGAGAGUUGGUCGGAGUGGGCUUGGUCCUGGUUGCCGGCAUGGGAUAGAGAGGAUGUGGAUGAAAGCCCAGUACCCGCCACCCCUAUACCGAUCGCCUUCACUGCGCAUUUCGAUCAAGUCUCACUCGUGUUUAAGAUAUUAGAAACAGAGGGUACGACUCGCAAACGUGCCCGCAGUAUACUUGAACUGACAGCAGCAGACGCAGUCGUAAAGAGCUUCAUAUGUUUCCCAACACUACUGCGAGUCAAUUUCGGAGCUCGGUCGAUCACUAUCGCCUCACACGGGAGAUGUGUUUGCGGUCAUCUGGAUGCCAAUGCUGUACAAGGCGAGCCGACGAUACACUUAAAUAAAAUAGAAACAGUUAACGAAGAGCCAUGGAGUUGGGUGGACGAGGAACUGACCGAGCAAAGUAUCGAGCGAGCGGUAGCGGUCAAUGAGGAUGUGCAGUUCGACGAAGUUGUCGACGAGCCACAAGAGCUUCCCGAAAGACUAUUUAACAUAAAUCGUUUCGCUGAGCAAGCGCAAGAGAAACUCGACGAGUUCUGGCUUAAAAUGGCACCUGUUAUUUACUUCGAGUAUAGUCAUGAGAGGGCGCCGCCGACGGAAUAUAUUAAUCCGUAUGACAAUCCUCCUAGAAACUUUCAAUAUAGCGAUUGGAUCGAAGAAUGCAGUUUGAAAGUAACAGUUCGACCGAUUUUGAUCAGCGUAUCAACAGGACUGCUUCAUCGUAUAGCAGUUGUUAGGAAAGCGUUUGAAGAAGUUCCCGCUGUCGAAGAAAUAGAACUUCCGAUGCGAACACUAACGGUGGAGGAGUGCGACGCGCUAUCAGAGAACUUGCCAGUACGUCACACGGGUAUCGACGUGGAGGGGUUGCGGAUUCGAUUCAUACCGUCCGCACAUUCAAUCAUAGAGCGGUCGACGAGGGCGCCACUAGUACUCGAUGUUCAACUACCCUCGGCAUCGGUUAUGAUCAGUGCUCCUCUCUACCCUCAUAGAGUGUGUUCAGCGGCUUGCCAGAUUCUCGAAGACUCAGGGCCACUAUUCCAAGGAGCUCGUUUACAUAUAACAUUCGAGUCAACGAUACAAAUAGGCAUCAGUUCCCCCGACGAAGACGUCCCUCGACCCUGUGGUAGAACUGACGUACGUUUUGUGACUCACUCGCUACUGAACAGGAGUUACUUCAAAGGACCGGAGACGGUUUUAUUUGGAUACACGGCGAGGAUACGAGAAGCAAAUAUAUGCGGAUCGGCGGCUCGUUUGCAAGCGGCGUAUUAUGUCGCUCUAUCACUCAUUAACGAGAAACUAGCGGAACCUUUACGUAACACCACUCUUGCGAAAGACGCCCUCAACGAUGAAGCAUAUGUAGCGGUCGACAUUACACUAGAAGAACUACUGAUGCGUAGAUUCGCAACCAGUAAUGUAAACACUCAUUUCGUAUCGAUCAACUCUAUUAAGGCCACCGCGUUUCAUUUUCCUGUAGGAGGCGAAUUGAAACAAGCGUGGAUAUUUUCUGGUCCAGACUCACCAACUGUUACGCCAUAUUUGGAAGGAUCGUUCCAAUGGUGCAACGAACCCAACGCUACAGACUCGAUAGAGUUUAUCAAAUUAUCCGUUCAACCCACUGCGUUGAGCCUUGAUCCAUUGUUAGUCUCCUGGUUGAGCUACAGAUACAAACUAAUACCUAUAGCCGAAUCCGUACACCAAAUUCCAAGUAUUAAAACUAUAUCAUCAACACAGUACUUGUCCCGGAGACGAGCCACGCCGCCUUCAUCAAGCGGUCGAGGAGUCAGUCGGUCCGGUUCUGGUGCGGAGUUAGUACACAUUAGACCUAGGAGUUUAGAAUCGAGCAGUGAAAGAAGUGAAAAGAAGGAACCCAAGCAUCCUCCACAGAAGAAACCAGAAACUCAAACCUGGAGCAGCGACUAUCUGAUACGAUUAUACGAACGCCUCAACCGUUUACUGAUUAUCGCUGAAGUGGGUUUGGUACAAUUGUACGUAGCUUCGACAACAGUGUCGGCCAUCGACUGUGCCACUGUUAGAGACGCAAUGGAGAGACACGCCACUACUGAGAACAAUGUACUAGUUGUAAGUCUCGGACGUAUCCUAAUGGAAUCAAACACUCAACUUGCAUACCUAUGGGUCGGUGUCAAGCGUGAUCGUCCCACACACCACCGACCGAAACGAGAUCCUCCUGCCCCAGCGAACGAAGAGUCAUUUCCGUGGCAGAUUAGCGUAUCUGACAUGUCGUGUUACACGCUCGAAGUAAAAGUGGGUUCAGAACGUUCUGGAAAGGAACGAUCAGCGUCUGGACUAAAAUCUCAACUGAAAGCGUCACGAGUGGUCGUACCGAGGCAACUACUGGAGUUGGUCACGACGACUAUUAUGGUUUCUGUGGUCACUAAAUCUCUGAAGAUCCACGUACGGAGUUCGAAGAAAAGCGAACAGAAAAAGCGAGAGCAUACACGCGAAAACGCUGAAGAUAAAACAAAAUACUUCACAACGGGCACCGAUUUUAAACCGUCCUCUUUGAAAGAGUUCAUCCGGGGUCCAUCAAGGAGGAAGAAGGCCAGUCCAGAGCCUGAAAAACCAGAAUCCGCACCCGAACCGGCUUCUACUAAAGCCAAGUAUAAAAUUGGUCCAGUAAUAUCGUUGGGGGUGAACCUCCACGCUGACACCCCGCCUAUUAUAUUCAGACUGGACCAAGAUCAGGUUCAAAUCGUCGCCAAUGCAAUGCACUGCUUCGCCCAUGUAAUGACACUGCUUCGUAGACAGCCCGCGACACCUAAGCAAGGGUCGACUUCGCUUGGAGAUUCUCAAAAAUCGGUUAUCAGAUCGGCGUCAGAGUUUGAUGCAAGACAAAGUAUAUCAGAAGAGACGGCGAGCGAGAAUCGUUCGGAGCCUCUCAUCAGUAUAUAUGAACCUCAUAAACCUCCGGAAAUUGACACGGAAAUGAAGACUUUCUUCUGGUUCCAAUGGGUGGUCAGUCGAGCCACCCUCGUGGUUGUCACUCCUCGUGUGAAGCUUGCCUUCGAGGUCGAUGACGUCAUAACGACAGCUGAUCUCCAGGAACAUUACAAUCAGCUCAAGAUCAAAGUGGCAUCGGCUUCCGUACGACACUAUAAACGCACUGGCGACGAUGAAUGGACUGCUGGAGUGUUAGGCGGACGCAUCCUCGAGGUCCGAGAGCCAACUAACGCUAAGGAGGAAAACUACUUCCUUUCAGCUACCAUCACGCAAGCACAAAUAUCAAAUUUACCGGUUAGCUGGAAAGAAGAAUUACAUCCUAAGUUGCUGGAGUUCAAUUCUAGCGCUGAUUCCAUGUGGGAGGUGUACGCUACGUUAGCGCCGCUAGAAGCCAUACUACAACCAGAUAUACUGGAGCAUUUGAUGACUUGGCUCCAUGAAAUGACCCCGCAGUCCCUAUGCCCUUUAAAUACAGAGGAAACUAAGCCCGGUGACUGGAUGUGGCCAUUUUUCUACCUCACAGCGGGAGGUCUCAGGCUAUUGUUAACGUCGGGCGAAAACGAAAAUCUUGAAAACGCCUGCGAUGACACACUAAUGCUAGUUAUUGGCAAAAUUACCGUCAGUCCACAUCCAGAAAAUCCGAUUUGCAGACAAUCAGUGAACCCGGCUACAGAUAGCUCCUGGACCCCACUGAGUCCAGGUCUAGAUGGUCGACAGUACGAAGUACUUAUAAGACACCUGGCUAUCAGAUCUGCGCAGUUGAACCAACUUGUUAACCAGGAGGAGACCGAAUCGGAAAUGCUAAAGGGUACUGGUAGUGAAAAUCCUGCAUUAAAAUGGAGCCAGCCAGUUGUGUCGCCGGCUAUUACUCCCCUUUUACAUUCAGUGGAUGUCGGUUGUAUCCUAGCGCCUCCAAUAUACAGCGAGGGCGCUAUAAUAAGCGGACCAGCGGUCGAGCUCAAUUUACUCUCGGACUGUUCUGUGGAAAUGGGCGUCGAAAGCAUCGAACUAGUACAGACUCUCGUACAGAAAGUACUACACGUGUUUAGACAGAGAUCUGAAAGUUCAUUAAAACUUGAAGAGGAGAAUGUAUGUCCAUACGCUGCUAAUAUUUCAAAUCAAGAAACGACAGAAACCGCUAACAUCGACAGUGAACCUACGACUGACACGCAAGAGACACCAAAAAGCUCCAAUGAACCGAAUCGUAGUUAUAUUUUCGACUCCGGCGUCGAAACGACUACCUCUCAAUCUACUUACAAGAACCACCGCGAUUCCGUGCCUAUUAAGAAAUCGGUCUCUAUCGUUGGCGCUGAUCAUACGGCAAAACCGUCAGACUAUUUGGAGGUUUACGUUACGGUGGGAGUCAUUGACUUUUCAUUGUAUGCGAAAGAUGACAAUUCCCGUGAAGUGCGAGCGUUGCGACCACCUCCCGGCCAGUAUACUGCUCCGUCUGAAGCAAAGAUUAAGGUUGUGAUUGACGAAUCGAAAGAAAUUAAAACGGAAGAGGGUAAAGACUCCAUGGCAGCGAGUAGAAGUCUCACUGAAACUAUACGUAAUGUGGAUAUUGGGAAAACCAAACUGGAACUAAUGCACAUUCUGCCGUUCGCCCGAAAAGCCGAAGGAAACGUUCCCUUACUUCACGCGACACUCAACCAACCUAACUUAUAUUAUUUGAAUAGAAAAAAGCAGAAAACGAUUCAGAUAUCCCUAUUCAAUGCCUGGAUCGGCCUGGGUGUGGGACCAGGCGAAGGUCACUGGAACGCUCCACUGUUGACCACUACACGAGGAUCACCAGAUCCCGUCACAGAUAUACCACCUGCGUUGGCGACUUUACGCAUUGAUUUGUCACCAGGCGGAUUUCCAUCGUUUACUAGUGCAAGUGGACGAGGUAAUGUCCAAUUAGACGUUGAGCGACCAGUCAUGUUGGAAGUGAGUACGGACAGCUUACAGAGACUAAAAGGAAUCGUUGCUUUAGUUGAGAAGAACGUUGUAAUAACAAACGUGCCCGUCGAACAAAUUGUUGAACCACCGGUUCCACUUUUGUACAAAAUUCGGAAAAAUAUGGUUUCAGUUGGCUAUGAAGUCGAAAGCGUGAUAGUACAUACGGGUCAGAUAGGCGUGCGAGGGUCGGAGGGAGCGGUGGGCUGCGACGGCGUGCGAUUGCAAUUAGCAAUAGGAGAGCGACCGCAGCGGCUGACCUGUCGCGUUUUACUCACCGCUGCGAUCGUGACCUCGGGCCCGGACAGCGAUAGGCGACAUGUCGUUUUACAACCUCUGAUGGCUGGUGUGGCAAUCGACGCUACUUGGGAGGCAUGGAAGCGGGCAGAGGGAGGUCCAUCGGCUUGUGAGCCUACUAUUCGUAUUGGGAUAGAUUUGGAUCGUAUCAGUUUGGACUUACGGCCGUCAGAUCUAGCAACUGUAGCCCGGAUAUACGAUAACGCAAACGAAAUAUUCGGUUUGAUGGAGAGUCAGGUCUCGUCUGAGUCAACCGUCAGCCAGGAGUCACUAAAGUCACGUUCGAGUGACAUAUGCCAUAUGCCAACCAACCAGUCGACAUAUGCCAACCAGCAAUCAACAACCGAAAGUGAUCAUACGAAUCACUUUUAUAAAGACGAUUUGAGAAGUGGCGCUUUCAAGAUAGUGGUAGGUUGUCAAUUACCGAUGGCCUAUCAAGUCACGUUGCAUGGAAGUACAGUGUCGUGGCGAUACCCACAUCCGAGGGCUAUCACACGUAUUAUUGCUUACCCUAUGCCUAAUUUGGAAGACGACCAAGUAGAAUGCGUCCUAGAGUUGUACUGCUCGAUGUUAGCUCGUUGGGAGCCUCACACGUACUUCAAACUGCCCGUGUCAGAACCGAGAGAAAUGGUACUGAGCUCGUCGCCUACUGAUGCGGUGUUCGCGCUGAUGUGGCGAGUACGAGUUUGUCACGAAACGGAAACUCAAACGCCGUUUGUAUUCAACGCGAGAAAAUUUAUGCCUAGACAAGAUCCCUUGUCGCCAGAUCAAGCACCCGCUGGCUGCCACAAGAAAUUAAUCGUAUCAGCGGAACAAUUGUCUGGUAUACUCCGAGUUGAUUCAUACUUCGCUCCGAGAUUCCUUCCUAGAGCGAGGAUAGCGUUGCGUAUCGUCGCUGUAGACAUACACACACAUAACGACCUGCCUAGAAUACCCAAACAGUCGUCGGUUCUCGAAGGUUACUACGUGUCGCGACCACUUAUGCGCAGUCACCGUAUGUUGACUCUAAGUGCGUGUGACACUUCCAUACACUGCGUGUUUGCGGCCUCGUCUACACUACUUUUUGACACGUGUCUUUCGAGCGACAUAAUAGACUGCGGGACCGGUACAAUGGAGCCGCUAAUAGAGGAGUUUAGAAUACAAGGCACAAUUACUUUAUGCAAGGAGCCGCGGCUUCGCUUGAGAAUCGGCGAUAUACGCACUACACUACUAGUGGCUCGCAUGUGUACUCUCAGAGCACUAAUCGACGAUUGGAGUGCCGUUUAUAAAAAGUGUAUUCGAAAAACUCCAGAAAGCAAAGCGAACAUAGACAGCGAAAGUGAAAAGGACGCUGCCACUGUUCUCUCUGGACGAGUUUCUUUAUGGAUACACAACGGAUGCUCAAGCGCGUUGCGUGUAGGGCAGGAGGCGACUGAUGAACUAAUACCCUUGAGUGCGGGCCUUUCUCUAGCGUAUAGAUGGCGCUCGCCGGGAUCACCAAAAAAGUUAAGAUUCUCAUUAGUGACACCGGCAAUGGACUGGCGGUGGUCAACUAGUGUUCGUUUCGCCGCCGGUACAUAUCGAGUGCGUCUCGAAAAUACGGAGCAGUCACGAUCCGGUAAAGGUGGAUUGUUUCUAUACAUACGUGUUAAGGACAGCGGGUCAAGACGUGACAUGUACCUGUCUGGGAGAUUGAUGCUCGCUAACACUCUACGACAUAACCUGUUGUAUAAGGUUCGAGCUCGUUCAGAUAUGAACGCGUGGCAAACGAUCAGCUCUGAAGAAUUACACGCUGAAAGCGUCGGAUUAAGCGUACUCUGUAGCUUGGAAUGUGAAGUUGUAUUGAAGGUUAAAUUUCCUUCGCACGAGUCUGGUUGGUCAGGUGACAUACCGCUGAAAGAGUGUAGAAAAGAAAACGUUCCUUGGCUUGUGAAAGUUCCUAGUGAAGGCGAAGUCUCAUACACAUCGGUGUGGUGUCGCGUGAUUAGAGCACGUAGCGACGGUCGCAUCAUAGCUACCAUCUGGCCCUUCUACGUCCUACGAUCACAUCUGCCCUUAGACGUCGAUGUGCUAAUAACAUCAGAGAUCGUAAGUCCAGCAGACGAAGCAAGUGACAAACCUCCGCCAAUAGUCCAGACGGCAAGCGGCCGAGGAACCACCACUCAAAUAAUAGCUCCAGGGACUACGUCAGCGAGACAUACAUUGACAUUCCAGUAUAGAAACAUCGAAUGUCCAGUAACUCGAGAAGCAGUACCGCUGCACUACGGUAUGACCGAAACUUCUGUCUUCGACAAACCGACGCCCGUCGCCAACAUAGAAGACGCCGUAGAUAUGAUACAACAAUGGUUGAAAAAGUCUAGUCGUGACGCGAGGUCCAACUGGCCAUAUUCCAUAGUUACUAGUCAUUUGCCGGGAGAAUGGCAGCCGGCACUUUUACAGCCACGAUGUGACGUCACAAUACGCUAUGAAGCUGUAAGAGCGGGUGGAGGUUGUUCUCUAGAACUACAGCUAAGUCCCGUGGCUUUACUCGCUAAUGCCUCUCCAAUAACUCUAACGUUACGUGCAUAUGACGCGGCGCCACUGUGCAGAAUAGAGCCCGGUGUUGCCAUAUCGCCUCCCUCGAUUGUGUUACAGAAACCAUUCUUCAUGUCAGUGGAGGUUGGUCGGGAAACAUUUGUGAGUGGUCAGCUACAAGUGUGUAAAGAGGAACAAGGCCGAUACGGUCAACCCCCACCCGGGUAUAUUGCUCUAGAAAAGGCUGCCAAUUUCGCGGUACAAUGCAAUCAGAAGGUUGCCCUGUUGACAAUGUACUACGAGAUAAAAGAAGAGAUCAACGUUCUGGGCGUCACUUCUACAUAUAUGUUAAUUAACAGGCUACGUACAGAUAUCUUGGUGUCAGCGAUAGCAGCACCAAAGGAAAGGGACAAUUCAACGUUGCGACCGAAAACAUUCAAAAUUGUCGAGCCAACUAUGUGUUCAUAUAGUUUACAAGGCACACCACUCUGCCGGUUCUGGAUGAAUGGUCGCUGGCGAGGCGGAGACGUGGAUGAACUACGAGCGUUCCUUUGUAUCGCUUUACCAACGACAGUGUAUCAAGCGAAUUCCUCAGUCCCGAUACGACUGGGCAUGGCUCCGGUUAGACGGGCUAUAGCUUUGAAGAAUGAUGACGGACAAUCGAUUCCAAUAGUAGUAACGCAAGUUAAGCACGAAGCUCGAUGGCUGAUAACUAUAGCAGAAGACCCAUGCCCGCAAUUUUUGGUACACAAUCGUACUAAAACGACGCUGGCAGUCGCUCAACCAGUUAAGGAUGACGAAAACACGACUCCCGUGAAGACUGUACAGGACUGCUUGGAUGUUCGUUGGUGGUGCGUUGUGGAGUCGAAUGGUGUGACUCACUAUUCGACACCGUCGUACUGUUCUCGCUAUCCUCCCCCUCCACAUUCCGAAUUGCGGAACCCCUUGCCCUUCCUUACCGUUGGACACUGCAGAGACGAAGGGAUUUACGAGUGGUGCCAUCCGAUCGCGAUAGCAGACGGCGAACAACUUUUGCAACUUACCGGCGAUGUUACUGUCAAGUUGCGCGUGCGCACCCACCCGCAUUCAACACUCGUUGAGCUACAGGAUGUUGACCAAAACGAUAUAUCGGCUAGCGACAUCAGACGUCGACUGCUCGGCGCCUUCGAAGAAGACACUUUUCAACUAAACGUAAGUUUAAAUGCAGUAGAGUCCAAUUUCUGCCGCCAUACAUUGCCUCCUCUGCAGAAGCCUGAUGGUUCGCUAGCUCACUCGGCAGUGGAAAGGGCAAACUUGUUUGCAUCUCUCUUUGCGAGCAAUUCGCGUCUUGACGCUAGCUCUACACAAUCACCAUCCUUGCCUCGAUGUGACUCUUCUAUGCAAGAGAUUACGAUCCACAAUAAAGAGGUCCGUAGAGUUUUGCUGAACCUUGACGUGAAUAAGACUAGUGGACCUGACGGUAUACCUGCGCGCGUCCUAAAGGCCUGUGCACCUGAGCUGUCUCCUGUUCUCACGCGCCUGUACCGCCUCUCUCUUCAAACUAGAACGGUGCCAAAAUCUUGGAAGCUGGCUAAUGUGCAGCCAGUGCCCAAAAAGGGUAGCCGAGUGAAUCCCUGCAACUACCGACCAAUCGCCAUCACCUCCAUGCUCUGCAAAGUCAUGGAAAAGGUACUUAACAGCAAGUUGCUGAACUACCUAGAGGACAAUGAACUCCUCAGUGACCACCAAUACGGCUUUCGUCAGGGGCGGUCUACUGGAGAUCUUCUGGUGUAUGUCACACACUGCUGGGGCGAAGCCAUUGAGAAACAUGGUGAGGCACUCGCUAAAGAACCGCGCUCCGCGGACGAUGAAUAUCGUCGACUGAGCGCAGAUAGCAAACGAAGGUCCUUGUCUGGAGUGAGUGUAGCCGAGGACGUCGGUCUAGUGGCGACUCCGAAUAAUCCUUCGACGUCUCAACAAGUUCAAUAUCAGCAAGCGACGAUGACCUCAACCACAAACAAAGCAGAUGAUUCGUCCCUCUUAAAACUGUCAGGGACAGCGCGUGAUGACGUCACACAUUGGUCCGACGGUAACGAGGUGUGGCCAGAGAAAGAGCGAUUUAGAUGUCUCGUGACCAGCAUCGUAGUAACCGUGGGCGCUAGUUCCGACGAGUUACCGUUACUUGCGUUGCAUAUGCAGCGCGUUUCUGUACUCGUACAGGCGGAUGCCAGGAAAACGAAAUCAACACUAUCAGUAGCAGACGUACAAAUCGACAACGCCCAAUAUGAAACGGAACAAUAUGACUUUGCGGUUGUGGCCACUACUAGAGCGGAAGUGACGUCUGUGGAUCGCUGGCCAGCUCUCUGGGGGAUGUUUAAUGAGAGACUAUCGACUCUCGCCUCUAAAGCAAGGCUGUACCUCAGGACCUGUCAUGAUCGGUGGAUAGCUGCGAAUCGCGAAUAUCAAGAACUAACAGAGUUGGAACUACUCCUGGGUCCGUUGGGUCUCUACAUAGAGGACGCGUACGUCGCAUCGGCCCUCGAGCUCAUACACCUCGCCGCACCCUCUACCGCUCAGACAUCGGAAUCCACGGCAAUAACCGAAAUUAAUACUCUACAGAAUCCACUAAGAUUGAGAAAACUGCUAUUCCAUCCUCUCGACUUGACCUUAACACUACAUACUGCGGUACGAAUGUACAUAGCGCUCGAUGAAAGUCCCUUGCGUCUGAGUGCUUUCCAGUUACAAGACGUGAUGACGUCAUCAGAAAGACUGACGCAUGCGCUCACAGUACAUUAUCUCUCCGCAGCUAUACUUGGUGCAGGAUGGGUUGUAGGUGGCCUAGAAUUACUAGGUGCUCCUGGAGCCCUAGCAGCUCGAGUGGGUAGUGCGGGGGGCGGAGUCCGGGGAGUCGCCUCGGCAGCCGCCGGAGCCCUACUUCGCUCAUUAAGCUCUGCUGCCGGUUCACUAGCGAGAAACCUUGAUUUACUCGCUGGUGACGAUGAACACGCUAAGAGAGCUGCAGCAGCAAGGCGACGACCACCACCAAAUCUCAUGGCGGGUCUAGUGGCUGGAAUCACCAAUUUUGCUAUUAAUCUUCUUGGUGCAGUAGGUGGUUUAGCCCACCAUCCCCUGGUGGGAGUAGCGGUGGGUGAAAGUGAGAGUGGUGCGGCGGCUCUUAGGCGAGGCUUAGUCGGUGCUAUUACUAAACCAUUGAGUGCUACAGCUGACCUAGUAGCGUACGCUGGACAUGGUCUUCUGACACAAACCGGUUGGGAUCCUGUGCCUCAGCCGAAGGCGGGAACCGUCCGUUCUCUAGAGGAGAUAAGCAUCCCAAGUGGCUGGAGACGAGAUUGUGUUCGAUGGGGCUUUCGUUUCGCGGAACUGGGUGUCCUCACCGGCUUCGAAGCUGAACUCGAUGGCACUCCUGUACAACUGCUCUUCACGCAUAAGUACUUGGUCAUGAUCGACGCGGAGACGGAAAGAAUUUACGAAAUGAUUGACUUUAAAUUCUGCACCAUCGGACCGUACCAGAGUCAUGUCAUUGAGCUAUACGUUAAACAGAAGCGAUCGCCGAGGUUGUCUGAAUCGCGCGUCGUCGUUGAUGAAGACAACGAAGUUCAGAUAAGCGCGGCAGCUAUGGCCAGGGUAGCGCGAUAUACGGGAGCAGAAGGCUACGAUACGAAUGAGACACGCCUACUAACGCUACUGCCUCCCCCCUCCACUGCGCAUGCGCUCCGGGCCGUUUUAUGUGCCGUACUACACGCUAAUGUCGACACGCACUUCACUCUACUGUAA
This is a messenger RNA of Melitaea cinxia (Glanville fritillary), 12357 nucleotides long. It is a transcript of the gene Vps13B, whose product is annotated as vacuolar protein sorting-associated protein 13B. The record is from RefSeq and is a predicted model, not a curated record. NCBI's taxonomy places the organism in Eukaryota, Metazoa, Arthropoda, Insecta, Lepidoptera, Nymphalidae. The coding region runs from base 1 to 12357 and encodes 4118 amino acids. The transcript is spliced from 86 exons.